This is a messenger RNA of Arxiozyma heterogenica, 1074 nucleotides long. RefSeq names its product guanine nucleotide exchange factor GET3 (gene GET3). Gene Ontology annotation, molecular function: ATP hydrolysis activity; ATP binding. The transcript has a single exon. NCBI's taxonomy places the organism in Eukaryota, Fungi, Ascomycota, Saccharomycetes, Saccharomycetales, Saccharomycetaceae. Gene Ontology annotation, biological process: post-translational protein targeting to endoplasmic reticulum membrane. The record is from RefSeq and is a predicted model, not a curated record. Gene Ontology annotation, cellular component: GET complex. Bases 1 to 1074 code for a protein of 357 amino acids.
AUGGAUUUCGCAGUUGAAAGUAAUUUACAUUCUUUGAUUACAUCUACUACUCACAAAUGGAUUUUCGUAGGUGGAAAAGGUGGUGUCGGUAAGACCACCUCUUCAUGUUCCAUUGCUAUCCAAAUGGCUUUAGCUCAACCAAAUAAACAAUUUCUAUUGAUUUCUACAGACCCUGCCCAUAACUUAAGUGAUGCAUUCGGUGAAAAAUUUGGUAAAGAUGCAAGAAAAGUUACUGGUAUGAAGAAUUUAUCUUGUAUGGAGAUUGAUCCUUCUGCUGCAUUAAAGGAUAUGAAUGAUUUAGCUGUGUCUAAAGCUAACAGUGGCAGUGGUAACGGUGAUGAUGGUGAUAACUUAGCUGAUUUAUUGCAAGGUGGCGGGUUAGCUGAGUUGACUGGGUCUAUCCCAGGUAUUGACGAAGCCUUGUCUUUCAUGGAGGUUAUGAAACAUAUUAAAAGACAAGAGCAACAGGGUGGGGAAGGUGAAGUGUACGAUACUGUCAUUUUUGAUACUGCACCAACUGGUCACACUUUAAGAUUUUUACAGUUGCCAAACACAUUGUCUAAAUUAUUGGAAAAAUUCAGUGAAAUUACAGGUAAAUUAGGGCCAAUGCUAAAUUCUAUGAUGGGUGCGGGAAAUGUUGAUAUUGCAUCGAAAUUGAAUGAUUUGAAAUCCAAUGUGGAGACUAUUAGACAACAAUUCACUGAUCCAGAUUUGACUACUUUUGUUUGUGUCUGUAUCAGUGAAUUUUUGUCUUUAUAUGAGACAGAAAGAUUGAUUCAAGAACUAAUAUCAUAUGACAUGGAUGUGAAUGCAAUUAUUGUCAACCAAUUAUUGUUUGCUGAAUAUGAUAAAGAACAUAAUUGCAAAAGAUGUCAAUCUAGAUGGAAGAUGCAACGUAAGUACUUGGAUCAAAUUGAUGAGUUAUACGAAGAUUUCCACGUCGUUAAGAUGCCAUUAUGUGCUGGUGAGAUUAGAGGUUUAAAUAAUUUAACCAAAUUCUCUCAGUUUUUAAAUAAAGAAUAUAAUCCGGAGACUGACAAUCAUAUCAUCUAUGAAUUAGAAGAAAAGAAUUAG